This is a messenger RNA of Batrachochytrium dendrobatidis JAM81, 1539 nucleotides long. RefSeq lists its product as uncharacterized. The coding region runs from base 1 to 1539 and encodes 512 amino acids. Gene Ontology annotation, molecular function: 3-hydroxyisobutyryl-CoA hydrolase activity. Gene Ontology annotation, biological process: L-valine catabolic process. The transcript is spliced from 11 exons. Lineage: Eukaryota; Fungi; Chytridiomycota; Chytridiomycetes; Rhizophydiales. The record is from RefSeq and is a predicted model, not a curated record. Gene Ontology annotation, cellular component: mitochondrion.
AUGUUCACCGGACGAUCAACACUGACAGCUGCAUACAGGCUUAAGCAGACCAUGACUCAUCUGGCUUCGUCUAGCCAUAUGCGUGUCUGCACUGCUACGCUUGCAACCUCUUCCAAAAACAGUGCAUCAGUUGGUGUCAAUUUCAAAAAAAUGCAAUCCAUUCGCAAGUUUGAGCUCGAUCGCCCUGCUGCCAUGAAUGCUCUCAACCUCGACAUGGUGUACGCAAUCACCUCCCAACUCAAGACUUGGAAGGAUUCUGAUCUAUGCAAAGUGAUUGUUCUUGCCAAUGUGGAAGGCAGUCGAGCAUUCUGUGCAGGUGGAGAUGUCAAGACUUUGGUCUUGAAAGCCUCGAGUGGCAAACCUGAAGAUAUUGCUCAAUCUUGCAAGUUUAUGGAAGAAGAGUAUAAACUCAAUCAUAUGAUUGCUACUCUUAAACUUCCAUUUGUAAGCAUAAUGGAUGGUAUCACCAUGGGUGGCGGUGUUGGUCUUUCAGUUCAUGGAUCGUUCCGUAUUGCAACAGAAAAAACAUUGUUUGCCAUGCCCGAGACUGCUAUUGGUUUAUUUCCUGAUGUUGGCGGUAGUUUUUUUCUACCUCGUCUUGAUGGAGAACUUGGUACUUUUUUGGGUCUAACGGGUCAUCGUCUGAAAGGCGAAGAAGUCUUUAUUGCUGGUAUUGCUUCGCACUUUAUCCCUUCUUCGCGCCUGUCGUCAUUGUAUUCUCGUCUCCAGGAACUUGAUACAAACAAUAUAGAUGUUGUCAAUGCCGCUAUUGAUGAAUUUUCUGGCGACUUUACGACCGACAUGUUUCGCAACUGGUCGCUUGGAGGCGAAGUUGGACGUACUAUUGAUAGGUGCUUCAAGUACAACACCAUUGAGGAGAUUUUUGCCGCACUUGAAAAAGACCCAAAUACAGAGUGGUGCCAAAAACAACUUCAAGUGAUGCGUAAAUGCUCACCUACAAGUCUCAAAGCUACAUUGAUGCAACUGCGUAAAGGGGCUAAAAAAAGUAUUGCAGAUUGCUUAAAGAUGGAGUAUCGUAUGGUUCGCGCAUUUAUGGAAGGACCGGAUUUCCAUCAGGGAGUGACGGCUGCUUUGAUCAACAAACCAGCAACUCGACCAAACUGGAAACCUGAUAUAGAUCAUAUGAACGAAAUAAGUGCAUCGAUGGUGGAAAAAAAGUACUUUGCGGCAGAUCAGGGAAAACAGCUUGAACUCUUUACUAAUUCGACCUACUAUGACUACCCUCAUCGAUCUCUAUCUGGACUUCCAACCGAUCGGGACAUUCGUCGUGUCGUUUACGGUGACAUUUCAAAUGUGAACAAGUCGGGCAGUUUAAAAACCAAAUCGGACAUUUUGCAGUGGUUUAUGCAAAACUGGGGAAAAUAUGAUUCUCUAGCCAUGUCUGAACAUACACCACCACUAAAACUCGAUUUGGGCGGAGGAUUAGGUCGAGGAAAGGUUGGACUUAAAGCCAAAGUUGAAUCGGUACUCGAAACCCAUACCGAACAACAAGCCAACCAUCUUGAAUGGAAAUACUGA